AUGCUGCAAGUGUGGCCCGUGCGGCAGCCGAGGCCCGUGACGGAGAAGCUGCCGGCCAACCACCCCCUGCUCACCGGCCAGAGGGUGCUCGACUCUCUCUUCCCGUGCGUGCAAGGAGGGACCACGGCCAUCCCCGGAGCCUUCGGCUGCGGCAAAACCGUCAUCUCCCAAGCUCUGUCCAAGUACUCCAACUCCGACGUCAUCAUCUACGUCGGGUGCGGCGAGCGAGGUAACGAGAUGUCCGAAGUGUUGCGGGACUUCCCCGAACUGUCCGUGGAGAUCGACGGAGUGACGGAGUCCAUCAUGAAGAGGACGGCCCUCGUCGCCAACACCUCCAACAUGCCCGUGGCCGCCCGCGAGGCCUCCAUCUACACCGGUAUCACCCUGUCGGAGUACUUCCGCGACAUGGGCUACAACGUCUCCAUGAUGGCGGACUCCACGUCCCGUUGGGCCGAAGCCCUCCGCGAGAUCUCCGGGCGUCUGGCCGAGAUGCCCGCCGACUCCGGGUACCCCGCGUACUUGGGGGCCCGCCUGGCCUCCUUCUACGAGAGGGCCGGACGAGUCAAGUGCCUCGGGAACCCCGACCGGGAAGGUUCCGUGUCCAUCGUGGGAGCCGUGUCUCCCCCCGGAGGAGACUUCUCCGACCCCGUGACGGCCGCCACGCUCAGCAUCGUGCAGGUCUUCUGGGGAUUGGACAAGAAGUUGGCCCAGAGGAAGCACUUCCCCUCCAUCAACUGGCUCAUCUCAUACAGCAAGUACAUGCGCGCUCUCGACGAAUUCUACGAAAAGAACUACCCCGAGUUCGUCCCCCUCAGAACUAAGGUCAAGGAGAUCAUGCAAGAAGAAGAAGACUUGUCUGAAAUCGUCCAACUGGUAGGAAAGGCCUCGCUGGCCGAGACCGACAAGAUCACCCUGGAAGUCGCCAAGCUGCUGAAGGACGACUUCUUGCAGCAGAACAGCUACUCGGCCUACGACCGCUUCUGCCCCUUCUACAAGACCGUGGGCAUGCUGAAGAACAUCAUCGCCUUCUACGACAUGUCGCGCCACGCCGUGGAGUCCACCGCGCAGUCCGACAACAAGGUCACGUGGAACGUCAUCAGGGACGCCAUGGGCAACGUGCUCUACCAGCUGUCCUCCAUGAAGUUCAAGGACCCCGUGAAAGACGGCGAGGCGAAGAUCAAGGCCGACUUCGACCAGCUGCUGGAGGACAUGUCGUCCGCUUUCCGCAACCUGGAAGAUUAG
Pieris macdunnoughi is the source of this 1242-nucleotide messenger RNA. NCBI's taxonomy places the organism in Eukaryota, Metazoa, Arthropoda, Insecta, Lepidoptera, Pieridae. The record is from the annotation of a GenBank genome assembly.